AUUGAAACACAACAACUAAUAAUCGUGAAUCAUUUCUGAUUGAUGAUUUUACUUUUAUUUUGAUUGUGACAAUUAAUUUAAUCUUUACAUUUGUUGAUUUACAACAUUUCUUUCAUUGUAAUCAUAUUUUACUCUAAUUACGAUUUAUUUUGUUGUGCUGGUCAUUUAAUUGCUCCCAAUCAAAGUUACCAAAUUUUAAUCUCCAGCUUUUAUCGUUCUAUCAUAACAACAAUUAACUAAUCACUAUGGCCGAAACUAAUGAUUCUAGUCCAUUUACUCAACAAGAUGUUGAUUUAAUUAAAUCAAUCUGGUCAACCGUUAUGAAAGAUCCCAAUACACAUGGAAUCAAUUUUUUCCUCAAAUUCUUUAAAGAUAAUCCAACUUACAUUGAGCGUUUCGCUUCACUCCGAGAUCUAAAAACGGACGACGAACUGAGGUCAUCGAAGAGGCUGAAGUCACACGCAUCUCAAGUUCUUUAUGCAAUCACUGCGUUGGUUGAAAAUCUCGAGGAUUUGUGUGUUUCUGAUAUGCUACAAAAGAUUACCGUUAAUCACCUGAGGCGAUCAAUUAAUUGGCCUUUCUUUGAGGGAUUAGCCAAGAGUAUGGUCAGUUUCUUGACCGAAACCCUUGGUACAUCAAUAAUGGAUUCUAAGGCGACCAGUGCUUGGACCAAGGUUUUCACCGUUAUCAUAGAAACAGUUAAAUCAAUUGAAAAGCAACAACAAUCGGAAGCAAAUGCAACAACAUCACCGACAUCUCUCACAACUGCACCUUCAUCAACAUCUUAACCAAAAACUUUCAAACAGUUGGCCAUUUCAAAAAUCCACCUUGGACAAAUAAUCAAACCUUUGUAAUCACAAUUGUGACCUUUUCUAAUCAUUUAAAAUCUUAUUGAUUAAAGGCGAUGAUGUUACAGAAAAA
Messenger RNA from Panonychus citri (citrus red mite), 921 nucleotides. Its product is annotated as globin-like. Gene Ontology annotation, molecular function: heme binding; oxygen binding; iron ion binding. Gene Ontology annotation, biological process: oxygen transport. Lineage: Eukaryota; Metazoa; Arthropoda; Arachnida; Trombidiformes; Tetranychidae. The record is from RefSeq and is a predicted model, not a curated record.